CUUCCACCUACAAUAUCGCUCCCCAAAUUCAUCAUGGCCCUUCAGUCCCUCUCUAUAUCUGCCGCAAUCUCCCCACGCCCCUCUUCAUCUCCAUCUCAUCCCCUCUUUUUCUCUCCCCUUGGACUUUGGUGUCACCACCACACCUCAUAACCACAAUUAAUGGUUCCUCCGAAAGUGCUGAUGGUGGGUACUGGCGAGUACACCACCGGAUACGUGGGUGGCGCUGCUUCUGGAUCCGACAAGAAAGUCGGGGUCGUUGGUCUGACGCUGUUUGAUCUCCGUCGCAGAGGCAAAGUCGGUGACCUCAGCAUGGUAGGUGUAUCAGGACGCAAAUUUCCAGGAAUUCGCGAACAUCUCCACAAAAACAUCAGCCUCGUCUAUAAUAAUCUCGACACCUCCUUCACCUCCUACCCCGCAGACGACCAAACCGAUCCCGAUGCCUACAAACCAGCCAUCGACGCACUCCCCGCCGGCUCCGCCAUCACCAUCUUCACCCCCGACCCCACCCACUUCCCCAUCGCCCUGUACGCGAUUGAACGUGGGAUCCAUGUCCUGGUCACCAAACCCGCCGUAAAACACCUCGACCAGCACCUGGCCCUUCUCGCCGCCGCCCGCCAACGCAACAUCUUCGUCUUCGUCGAGCACCACAAACGCUUCGACCCGGCUUACUCGGACGCCCGCGCCAAGGCCCAAUCCCUGGGCGACUUCAACUACUUUUACAGCUACAUGAGCCAGCCCAAGUCCCAGCUGGCCACCUUCAGUGCCUGGGCAGGCAGGGAAAGCGAUAUCUCUUACUAUCUGAACUCGCACCAUGUGGACGUCUGCGAGAGUAUGGUUCCCGAGUAUACGCCCGUGAGGGUGACUGCAUCCGCCUCGACCGGUACGGCGGUGGAUCUGGGCUGUGUCCCCGAGACAGAGGAUACGAUUACGCUGCUGGUAGAGUGGAAACAUAAGACGAAGCCAGGCAAGGUCGCGACGGGCGUGUAUACCGCUAGUUGGACGGCACCCCAGAAGGCCGGAGUGCAUUCAAACCAGUACUUUCACUAUAUGGCCGCUAACGGUGAAAUCCGCAUCAAUCAGGCGAAGCGCGGCUACGACGUCACUGGCGACGACGCCGGUCUGAACUGGAUUAACCCAUUCUACAUGCGCUACGCCCCCGACGAUGAAGGCAACUUCAGCGGCCAGACCGGAUACGGAUACAUCAGUUUCGAAAAGUUUAUUGAUGCCGUGACAGCCCUGAACGAGGGCCGCGUGACGUUGGACGAUCUGGACGCGAGACCCAUCCCCACAUUGAAGAACACCAUUGCCACGACGGCGAUUCUGCAUGCCGGCCGUCUCUCGCUGGACGAGAAGAGGCCCGUGGAGAUUCUGAGUGCGGAUGGUCACUGGGAGUUGAAGUAGUCCGUUACUUCCUCACACAUUCUCUCCGCCUUAUUAUGCAUUAGCAUCAAUUGGUUUCGUACUAGAUAGCUAGUAAAUAGCGCAUUAGUAAAUAGUGAGGUCACUGUACUUUUUACCUGUGAAAGAAAUGAGAAAAAUGAUUAUUGAUCUUUAU
Messenger RNA from Aspergillus ochraceoroseus IBT 24754, 1555 nucleotides. Its product is annotated as Gfo/Idh/MocA family protein. The transcript has 4 exons. Lineage: Eukaryota; Fungi; Ascomycota; Eurotiomycetes; Eurotiales; Aspergillaceae. Gene Ontology annotation, molecular function: nucleotide binding; oxidoreductase activity. Gene Ontology annotation, biological process: NADPH regeneration. Bases 160 to 1401 code for a protein of 413 amino acids. The record is from RefSeq and is a predicted model, not a curated record. Gene Ontology annotation, cellular component: cytoplasm.